Molecule: messenger RNA, 1392 nt
Organism: Bombus huntii
Lineage: Eukaryota; Metazoa; Arthropoda; Insecta; Hymenoptera; Apidae
Product: basic helix-loop-helix transcription factor amos-like
Exons: 5
Coding region: 404-1093 (229 amino acids)
Biological process (GO): developmental process; regulation of transcription by RNA polymerase II
Molecular function (GO): protein dimerization activity; RNA polymerase II transcription regulatory region sequence-specific DNA binding; DNA-binding transcription factor activity, RNA polymerase II-specific
Source: RefSeq, a predicted model, not a curated record
ACCCUGUAUGGUUUCCGAUUGGCUGGAUUCUCCGCCCAGGGGUUGCAUCGAUCAUCCCCUUGGCGUUUCCACGGGUUUUGGUAUAUAAAGCAGCCUCCCCAGGGACACUGACGAUAGUCUGAAUCCUUUGCUGUUCGUGAAUCUUCGGUUCUCACCGACCACUAUCGUGAAGUAGUGACCUAACCUAGGAGACAUAAGUUAAUGUUAAUAUUAUUAAUCAAGUAGCAGGGAUAAAACAGACUUUAACCAAAAAGUAAAUUUGGUUCUAGAAGUGAAUCUUUUGUGGAGAGACUUUUGAGGAGAGCUGGAAGUUGGGCAAAAGAUUUUGAGGAAUUUGCAGACUUGGUAAAUUAAUUAGGGAAUUGCAAGUGAAGUGAUUAAUGAUCUGGUAAGGAUAGGAAGCAUGGCGAGCCAUUCGAGUUACGAGUAUGAAGACAGGGGGCAGAGGAUGAGGCACCGGGUCGGUACCACUUCCAGGGCGGCUGACUCCACUGUGGCUUGCACUAGCAGUCAGUAUUACGUGGGUCCAAGCAGUGAUAUCAGCGAGGAGGACCUUGCAGAGCUUCCUUCCUGCGUUUACGCGGGUAGAUCCACUCAACACGUCGCACACACCUCCCCACAUACUCAUUCUCCUCUCCAUUACCACAUGCCGGUUUCUACACCUGAUCACAAUGAUACGGAGAUCAAUGGUGUAGAAGAGGGCUACUACCCAAAUGGCAGCCCCUAUAGAAUUCAACGACACGCCGCCAAUAUACGCGAAAGAAAACGCAUGCUGAGCAUCAACUCGGCUUUCGACGAGCUCCGAGUUCACGUUCCAACGUUCCCAUAUGAGAAGAGGCUGUCCAAGAUUGAUACUCUACGUCUGGCUAUAGCGUAUAUCGCGCUCCUUCGAGAAGUGUUGGCUGCAAGGCUCGACCCAUUGACCUACGUCGAGAGGUGCCUUAGAGGAGAAAUAAAUGGUGAACGCGCUGAAUGGAACACCAGUGAUCUGACAGCACGUUUGUCGUGGAUAAAUUGGGAGAAUUUAGGCGUGAAUCCUAAUCGAAGGUCAGUCUUAACCACGCUCGCCCUAACGACGGACAAUAUGAAUUAAAAAUACAGAAGAAGAAAAAAAAAUCUCAUCGAGGAUAAUCGCAGACGAAUUCUCCUUUUCUUUGUAAAUAAAUCCCAGUCGAAUAGAGUGCCAAAGGAUGUUAUACAUAAAUAUGUAUACAUUUCAGUUCUAGUCUGGAUCGUGCAAUACGAAGCGAUGAUAUUAUAUUUCGUAUUUCUACAUAUAAAUAAUUAUAUAUUAUACGUACACGCGUGUACAUGUAAAAUGGGAAUAGCUAUACAUAUAUUCUAGUUUUAGUAUUUUGUUUGGAAUAAAAUCAGCGCUUGUGAGAAAACCUA